Pelobates fuscus (common spadefoot toad) is the source of this 6012-nucleotide messenger RNA. RefSeq names its product myosin-6. Gene Ontology annotation, cellular component: myosin II complex; cytoplasm; myosin filament. The transcript has 39 exons. Gene Ontology annotation, biological process: adult heart development; muscle filament sliding; cardiac muscle contraction. Gene Ontology annotation, molecular function: microfilament motor activity; ATP binding; actin filament binding. Bases 109 to 5922 code for a protein of 1937 amino acids. NCBI's taxonomy places the organism in Eukaryota, Metazoa, Chordata, Amphibia, Anura, Pelobatidae. The record is from RefSeq and is a predicted model, not a curated record.
GAACAAAAGGGGGCACAGCUCCUAUUGUCACCAACACAGAGAGAACAUCCAGCCCUGGGAAUACAUCCUCUCUCUUGCUCUGCUUUUAUAUAGUAAUAAGCAUUCACCAUGGGUGAUGCAGCAAUGGCAGAUUUUGGGGCUGCUGCCUCAUACCUUCGGAAGUCUGAUAGGGAGCGUCUAGAGGCUCAGACCCGGAUUUUUGACAUCAAGACUGAAUGUUUUGUCCCUGACCCCCAAGAAGAGUUUGUGAAAGCCAAAAUUAUAAGCCGUGAAGGAGGGAAAGCUACGGCUGAAACUGUAAAUGGCAAGACGGUCACUGUGAAGGAUAUAGACAUUCACCAGCAGAACCCGCCCAAGUUUGAUAAAAUUGAAGACAUGGCGAUGCUGACUUUUCUGCACGAGCCAGCUGUGCUGUAUAACCUCAAAGAGCGCUAUGCAGCCUGGAUGAUCUAUACAUACUCAGGCCUGUUCUGUGUCACCGUGAACCCUUACAAGUGGCUCCCUGUGUAUAAUGCAGAGGUUGUGGCUGCUUAUCGUGGGAAGAAGAGGAGUGAAGCUCCACCUCAUAUCUUCUCCAUCUCUGACAAUGCAUAUCAGUACAUGCUGACAGAUCGUGAAAAUCAGUCAAUCCUGAUCACUGGAGAAUCUGGUGCUGGAAAGACUGUGAACACCAAGCGUGUCAUCCAGUACUUCGCUAGUAUAGCAGCUAUUGGAGGCAAAAAGGAUGCUGCUGGUGCAAACAAGGGAACUCUGGAAGAUCAAAUCAUCCAGGCCAACCCAGCACUUGAGGCUUUUGGAAAUGCCAAAACUCUUAGAAAUGACAACUCUUCUCGAUUUGGUAAAUUUAUCCGAAUCCACUUUGGUGCCUCUGGAAAAUUAGCAUCUGCUGACAUAGAGACCUACCUCCUGGAGAAAUCUCGAUGUAUCUUCCAGCUGAAAUCUGAAAGAAAUUAUCACAUUUACUACCAGAUCUUGUCUAACAAAAAGCCAGAGCUUUUGGACAUGAUGCUGGUCACCAACAACCCGUAUGACUAUUCCUUCAUCUCCCAAGGAGAAGUCACUGUCGCCUCAAUCGAUGAUGCAGAUGAGCUUAUGGCCACAGAUAAUGCUUUUGAUGUCCUGGGCUUUACUGCUGAGGAAAAGGCUGGUAUAUACAAGCUGACAGGAGCCAUCAUGCAUUCGGGGAACAUGAGGUUUAAGCAGAAGCAGAGAGAGGAGCAGGCAGAGCCAGAUGGAACUGAGGAGGCUGAUAAAGCUGCCUACCUUAUGGGCUUGAAUUCAGCUGACUUGCUGAAGGGCUUGUGUCAUCCCAGGGUCAAAGUGGGCAAUGAAUAUGUCACCAAGGGGCAAAAUGUCCAACAGGUAACUUACUCUAUUGGUGCACUGGCCAAGUCAGUGUACGAAAAGAUGUUCAUGUGGAUGGUGGUCAGAAUCAAUGCCACGUUGGAAACCAAACAGCCAAGACAAUAUUUUAUUGGAGUAUUGGACAUUGCGGGAUUCGAGAUCUUUGAUUUUAACAGUUUUGAGCAGCUCUGCAUUAACUUCACUAAUGAGAAGUUGCAGCAGUUCUUCAAUCACCACAUGUUUGUGCUGGAACAAGAAGAGUACAAGAAGGAAGGCAUCGAGUGGGAAUUUAUAGACUUUGGGAUGGACCUACAGGCCUGCAUUGAUCUCAUUGAGAAGCCAAUGGGCAUCAUGUCCAUCCUGGAAGAAGAAUGCAUGUUCCCAAAGGCCUCAGAUACAACUUUCAAGGCCAAACUAUAUGAUAAUCAUCUGGGAAAGUCCAAUAAUUUCCAGAAGCCCAGGAAUCCCAAGGGAAAGCCAGAGGCUCAUUUUGCCCUGGUUCACUAUGCCGGCACUGUGGACUAUAACAUCCUUGGUUGGCUGGAGAAAAACAAGGACCCACUUAAUGAGACUGUGGUGGGGUUGUACCAGAAGUCUGCUCUUAAACUACUGGCUCUGCUGUUUGCUAACUACGCCGCCUCUGAUGCAGAUGGUGGCGGCAAAGGAAAAGGAGGAAAAAAGAAAGGUUCUUCCUUCCAGACAGUAUCUGCUCUGCACAGGGAGAAUCUCAACAAGCUAAUGACCAACUUAAGGACCACUCAUCCUCACUUUGUACGCUGUAUUAUCCCUAAUGAGAGAAAAGCUCCAGGAGAGAUGGACAAUCCAUUGGUGAUGCAUCAAUUGCGUUGUAAUGGUGUACUGGAAGGUAUCAGAAUCUGCAGGAAGGGAUUCCCCAAUCGUAUCCUGUAUGGAGACUUCAGACAGCGUUACCGUAUCUUGAAUCCUGCCGCCAUACCUGAAGGUCAAUUCAUAGACAGCAAAAAAGGAGCAGAAAAACUUUUGGGAUCACUGGAAAUUGACCAUACUCAGUACAAAUUUGGGCACACUAAGGUAUUCUUUAAAGCUGGCUUGUUGGGUCUACUGGAGGAGAUGAGAGAUGAGAGGCUCUCCAGAAUUAUCACACGAAUACAAGCACAGUCCCGAGGAUUGCUAAUGAGAAGAGAGUUUAAAAAGAUUUUAGAACGCAGAGAUGCUCUCUUAGUGAUCCAAUGGAAUAUCCGCGCUUUUAUGGGUGUCAAGAAUUGGCCUUGGAUGAAACUUUACUUUAAAAUUAAGCCUUUAUUGAAGAGUGCAGAGACUGAGAAGGAAAUGGCAAACAUGAAAGAAGAGUUCCAAAGGCUAAAAGAUGCUCUGGAGAAAUCUGAUGCAAGACGCAAAGAGUUGGAAGAAAAGAUGGUUUCUCUACUGCAGGAGAAGAAUGAUCUGCAGCUUCAAGUCCAAUCGGAAUCUGACAAUCUAAAUGAUGCAGAGGAGCGUUGUGAGCAGCUUAUUAAAAACAAAAUUCAGCUGGAGGCCAAGUUAAAAGAACAGACAGAGAGGCUUGAAGAUGAGGAGGAAAUGAAUGCUGAGCUGACUGCUAAAAAGAGGAAGCUGGAGGAUGAGUGUUCCGAGCUUAAGAAAGAUAUUGAUGAUCUUGAGCUAACACUGGCCAAAGUGGAGAAAGAGAAACAUGCCACAGAGAAUAAAGUCAAAAACCUAACUGAGGAGAUGGCUGGUCUGGAUGAAAUUAUUGCUAAACUUACCAAAGAGAAGAAGGCUCUUCAAGAAGCCCAUCAACAAACUCUAGAUGAUCUCCAGGCAGAAGAGGAUAAGGUCAAUGUGCUAACUAAAGCUAAAGCAAAGCUGGAACAGCAGGUGGAUGAUCUAGAGGGAUCACUAGAACAAGAGAAAAAAAUAAGAAUGGAUCUAGAACGAGCUAAGAGAAAGUUGGAGGGUGAUCUGAAACUAACCCAGGAGAAUGUAAUGGAUCUGGAAAAUGACAAACAACAGCUGGAGGAAAAAUUGAAAAAGAAAGAGUUUGAAAUAGCACAACAAAAUACCAAGCUUGAGGAUGAACAGGUCAUGGGAAUGCAGUUCCAGAAAAAGAUAAAAGAGCUGCAGGCUCGUAUUGAAGAACUGGAGGAAGAAUUAGAAGCUGAACGGACAGCUCGAGCAAAAGUUGAGAAGCUUCGCUCUGACCUAUCACGAGAGUUGGAGGAGAUCAGUGAGCGCCUGGAGGAGGCCGGCGGAGCCACCUCUGUUCAGCUGGAGCUCAACAAGAAAAGAGAGGCUGAGUUCCUCAAACUCAGGAGAGACCUGGAGGAAUCCACUCUGCAUUCAGAGGCCACAGCUGCAGGUCUGAGGAAGAAGCAUGCAGACUCUGUGGCAGAGCUAAGUGAGCAGAUAGACAAUCUCCAGAGAGUCAAACAGAAGCUGGAGAAAGAGAAGAGCGAAUUCAAACUGGAAUUGGAUGAUGUAGCAUCCAACAUGGAACAGAUUGUGAGAGCCAAGGCCAAUCUAGAGAAAAUGUGCCGUACACUAGAGGACCAGAUGAAUGAGCAUAGAACCAAGUAUGAAGAAACUCAAAGAUCUCUAAAUGAAUUCAGCUCAAGUAAGGCAAAGCUCCAAACAGAGAAUGGAGAAUUGUCCCGCCGGUUGGAUGAGAAAGAGGCCUUAGUGUCACAGCUGACUCGUGGAAAACAGACGUAUUCCCAGCAGAUGGAAGAUCUUAAAAGACAAUUGGAAGAAGAGACUAAGGCUAAAAACGCCCUGGCCCAUGCCCUCCAGUCUGCUCGCCAUGACUGUGACCUCCUAAGGGAACAGUAUGAAGAAGAGCAAGAGGCCAAGGGAGAGCUGCAAAGGGUGUUAUCUAAAGCCAAUUCUGAGGUGGCCCAAUGGAGAACAAAGUAUGAGACGGAUGCCAUCCAGAGAACUGAGGAGUUAGAGGAGGCCAAAAAGAAGUUGGCCCAGAGGCUACAGGAAGCGGAAGAGGCUGUAGAAGCUGUAAAUGCCAAAUGCUCAUCCCUGGAAAAGACAAAACAUCGGCUGCAGAAUGAGAUUGAAGACCUUAUGGUGGACGUUGAGAGGUCAAAUGCUGCAGCAGCCGCACUGGACAAAAAGCAAAGAAAUUUUGACAAGAUCCUUGCUGAAUGGAAACAAAAAUUUGAGGAGUCUCAGACAGAGCUGGAGUCUUCUCAAAAAGAAGCUCGUUCACUGAGCACCGAGCUCUUUAAGUUAAAGAAUGCAUAUGAGGAGUCUCUGGAGCACGUGGAGACUUUCAAGAGGGAGAACAAAAAUUUGCAAGAGGAAAUCUCAGAUCUGACGGAACAGCUUGGGGAGAGUGGAAAAAGUAUACAUGAACUAGAGAAAAUUAGGAAACAACUGGAACAGGAGAAGAUGGAGCUUCAGUCUGCCUUGGAAGAGGCAGAGGCCUCGCUGGAGCAUGAAGAGGGCAAGAUUUUGCGCACCCAGCUAGAGUAUAAUCAGAUUAAAUCAGAAAUUGAGCGCAAGUUGGCAGAAAAGGAAGAGGAAAUGGAGCAGGUGAAGAGAAACCACCAGCGUCUGGUGGAUUCACUACAGACAUCACUGGAGGCUGAGACCAGGAGCCGCAAUGAAGCUCUCAGAAUAAAAAAGAAGAUGGAGGGUGACCUGAAUGAAAUGGAAAUUCAGCUUAGCCAGGCCAAUCGUACAGCAGCUGAGGCUCAAAAGCACCUUAAGGUGGCACAUGGAAGUCUCAAGGACACCCAAAUACAACUGGAUGAUACACUGAGAGCUAAUGAUGAUCUUAAAGAGAACAUCGCCAUUGUGGAGAGAAGAAACAUGCUUCUUCAAGCUGAGCUGGAGGAGCUGAGGUCCUUGGUGGAGCAGACAGAGAGAGCACGCAAACUUGCAGAACAAGAGCUGAUAGAGACCAGUGAGAGGGUGCAACUCCUCCACUCCCAGAACACCAGCCUAAUAAACCAGAAGAAGAAGAUGGAGUCUGAUAUUGCUCAACUGCAAACAGAGGUGGAAGAGGCUGUGCAAGAAUGCCGAAAUGCAGAGGAAAAGGCCAAGAAGGCCAUAACCGAUGCUGCCAUGAUGGCUGAAGAGCUGAAGAAGGAGCAGGACACAAGUUCUCAUCUGGAGAGGAUGAAAAAGAACAUGGAGCAAACCAUCAAAGACCUGCAGCAGCGGCUGGAUGAGGCAGAACAGAUUGCCAUGAAAGGAGGGAAGAAACAGCUACAGAAGCUGGAGGCUCGAGUCCGAGAACUGGACAAUGAGCUGGAAGCUGAACAAAAGCGCAAUGUAGAGUCUGUGAAGGGCAUGAGAAAGUACGAGAGACGCAUUAAGGAGCUUACCUACCAGACUGAAGAGGACAGAAAGAAUUUGGCUCGUCUUCAAGACUUAGUGGAUAAGUUGCAGCUCAAAGUGAAAGCUUAUAAAAGACAAGCAGAGGAGGCGGAGGAACAGGCCAACACUAACCUUGCAAAAUUCCGUAAAGUUCAACAUGAGCUGGAUGAGGCAGAGGAACGGGCGGAUAUUGCAGAGUCUCAGGUCAACAAGCUUAGAGCAAAGACCCGGGAUGUGGGGGGCAAGCAGAAGCUCCAUGAUGAGGAAUAAGGAGAAGAAAUGGCCAACACGUCUUCCCAACACUUUAUUUAAUUGUAUAUAAACUUCAAAUAAAGAUGAGAGCAAAAAUUGUUACCAUCA